Messenger RNA from Rhodofomes roseus, 1007 nucleotides. Its product is annotated as GrpE-domain-containing protein. Gene Ontology annotation, molecular function: protein-folding chaperone binding; adenyl-nucleotide exchange factor activity; protein homodimerization activity. The coding region runs from base 165 to 926 and encodes 253 amino acids. The record is from RefSeq and is a predicted model, not a curated record. The transcript is spliced from 2 exons. NCBI's taxonomy places the organism in Eukaryota, Fungi, Basidiomycota, Agaricomycetes, Polyporales, Fomitopsidaceae. Gene Ontology annotation, cellular component: PAM complex, Tim23 associated import motor. Gene Ontology annotation, biological process: protein import into mitochondrial matrix; protein folding.
GUAAUAUUCCUGGACGCACGUGAACUGUCCCACGCUCGCUCUCGGCCAAAAUUUGGACGUGCUUGCCAUCUCACUCUCGUCAGACCGCUGGCGUCUUGUCCACCCGCACACAUCACAUCACCUAUUCCCCUCGCCUCUCGCCUACUGGCCAACGACUACUCGUCAUGAACACCGCGCAGGCAUUCCAGAUGUUCCGCUCAUGCAGGAGCACUGUUCCCGUUCGAGGUCCGGCGAGAUCCGCGCUCUCCACCGCGCGCCGGAGAGCAGCCACAGCUGGCGUACGGUACUACUCUGACGACAAGUCGAGUGCAAGCGAGACGUCCGAGGCGAAGGCAGAGAGCAAGGAGGGACAGGGCGAAGCUGCCAGCAGUCCCUCGGCGACGUCGGAAUGCGAGGAGAAGCUGAAGAAGAGGGAGGCCGAAGUCGUUGACCUCACUAGCCGGUUACGGUACCUUCAGGCGGACUACUUGAACCUCCAGCGUAACGCCGCGAGGGAAAAGGAGCAAACCAAGGACUUCGCCAUCUCGCGCUUUGCCUCCGACCUUCUCGAGACCGUCGAUGUCCUUGCGCUCGCGCUAAAAUCCGUUCCUCCAUCCGCCCUCUCCCAGUCCUCCGACGCGUCGUCACCACAGCCGCCCGCUCCCGCAACGCCGGCUGACAAACCAGCGGAGGCCUACCUUACCGAGCUGCAUACCGGAGUAGAGAUGACACAUCGACUGCUCCUGCAGACUCUCUUCAAAUACGGCGUAAAGCCGUUCGACCCGACGGGUGACAAUUUCGACCCGAACCGACAUGAAGCCCUUUACCAGGCCCCGAUACCGGACAAGGAGCCCGGCACUGUAUUCGACACCCAGAAGAUUGGUUAUAUGAUCAAGGACCGUGUCUUGCGUGCAGCCCAGGUUGGUGUUGUCCAGGAUCGGUCAUAGUGGUGAUCGGCGCAGGUGGGAGGUGGGAGGACAUGAUCGUCGUGUUCGUAGUAGUGGGACGAAUGUCAGUAGGACGGGGGC